Molecule: messenger RNA, 2338 nt
Organism: Pyricularia oryzae 70-15
Lineage: Eukaryota; Fungi; Ascomycota; Sordariomycetes; Magnaporthales; Pyriculariaceae
Product: GabA permease
Exons: 1
Coding region: 567-2210 (547 amino acids)
Biological process (GO): transmembrane transport
Cellular component (GO): membrane
Molecular function (GO): transmembrane transporter activity
Source: RefSeq, a predicted model, not a curated record
GAUUUGAGGGAUGGGUGCCCGCCCAGCUGGUAAUCGAUUGUGCGACCACUGGAAGUGGGUGCUUAUCUGGGCGACCUCGCUGGGCUGUCAGGUCAGUGGGUGGUCGCGUGAGUCAAUCAGUGCCAAUCGGGCGCAAGCUCGACCACAGCAGCUUACUACUGCACAAGAUAGGCCGCCAGUGACGACACCUUUGAACAACCAAGGCCAGGGUUGGGUCGCGCUUGCUCGGUAGCGUCCCACACCCGCUGAUACCUCGUAGCUGAUACUAGAUAGAUAGACUAGGGCUUCCCGGCUGCUCGCUGGCCGCAUGCACCUGAUAACGAGCGAGAUCCAGCCAAGAAGACCAAGCAGCUCAUUCAGCUCGCUUCCGCCGCCAGUCACCAGGCCCUGUUCAUUCAUUCCUGUCGUGCAGACUGUACUGCAUACAUAAAUAAGAGCGCGUCACCAAACUUGUUCGCGUCGUCCCAUUUUCGUCUGUUGGUUUCGUAGCACCACCCAACCCAACAACCAGUUGUACUCCUGUCCCUCAAAACAACUUCCCCCCGGUCCCCCUGCCCGCGCGAACAAUGGCGUCGGAUGCCGCUUCCAUAGCCAGCGGCCCUGCCGCCCGCACCGGCGCACGCCGCUCUGUCGACGCCAACGCCGACGAUGCCCUCGCAAAGAUGGGUUACAAGGCCGAGCUGCCGCGCAGUCUCAGCAUGCUUUCGGUUCUUGGUCUCUCCUUCGCCAUCAUGGCCGUGCCAUACGGUCUCAGCACUACCUUCUACAUCAGUCUCGCCAACGGCCAGUCAGUAACCAUCAUCUGGGGCUGGGUCCUCCUGUCGCUCAUUUCAACUGCCAUCGCCGCUUCGCUCGCCGAGAUCUGCUCCGUCUACCCUACCGCCGGUGGCGUCUACUACUGGGCCGCACUGCUCGCCUCGCCUGAAUGGGCUCCCAUUGCUAGUUGGGUCACCGGCUGGCUGACUCUCGUCGGCAACUGGACCGUAACACUUUCCAUCAACUUUGGCGGCGCUCAGCUCAUCCUCAGUGCCAUCUCGCUAUGGAACGAGGACUACGUGGCAACGCCGUGGCAGACCAUUCUCAUGUUCUGGGCCACCAUGAUGCUGUGCUACCUCAUCAACGUCUUCGGAUCCAAGUACCUCGACCAGAUCAACACGCUCUGCAUCUACUGGACAGGUGCCUCCAUCGUUAUCAUCCUCAUCGUCUUGCUGGCCAUGGCGCCCAACAAGCGCGACGGUGAAUUCGUUUUUACGCACUACGACGCCUCGGCUUCGGGUUGGCCAUCGGGCUGGUCCUUCUUCGUUGGCCUCUUGCAGCCGGCCUACGUGCUGACGGGCUAUGGCAUGGUGGCUUCCAUGUGCGAGGAGGUUCAGUCGCCCGAGCGUGAGGUGCCCAAGGCAAUCGUGCUCUCCGUUGUUGCCGCCGGUAUCACGGGUCUUGUCUACCUCAUCCCCGUCCUCUUCGUGCUGCCCGACGUUUCGGUCCUCCUCGCCAUUGCCAAUGGCCAGCCCAUUGGCUAUGUCUUCAAGCAGGCCACUGGCAGCGCCGCCGGCGGCUUCGGUCUUCUCUUCCUCAUCCUCGGCAUCUGGCUCUUCGCCGGCGUCGGUGCCCUGACUGCUUCUAGCCGCUGCACCUACGCUUUUGCCCGUGACGGUGCCAUCCCCGGUUCCAGCCUCUGGAGUCGCGUCGACCACCGCUUCGGCCUGCCCCUCUGGGCCCUGACUCUCUCCACCAUCAUCGACUGCCUGUUGGGCCUCAUCUACUUCGGCUCCUCGGCCGCCUUCAGCAGCUUCACUGGUGUCGCCACCAUCUGCCUGUCGACUUCCUACGGCCUGCCCAUCCUCGUGUCCCUCUUCCAAGGGCGUCGUCACCUUGCCCACGCCAGCUACUCCCUCGGACGCUUCGGCUUCAUCAUCAACGUCACCACCCUCCUCUGGAUCGUCCUGGCCAUCGUGCUGUUCUGCAUGCCGACCAACCUGACCGGCCUUGACGCCAGCACCAUGAACUACGCCAGCGUUGUGUUUGCUGGCUUCGCCCUCAUUAGCCUCGUGUGGUACUUUGCCUGGGGCCGGAAGCACUUCUCGGGCCCGCCGAUUCUGUCGAGCGCAGCCGCCGAUGGCGAUGUUGGUGUUGUUCGCGGCCAGGCGGUCGAUAUCGAGUCCCCAAAAGAUGAGAAGCUCAGCAAGUCGGCCUCCCCGGACAGGGAGUAAUACUGCCGCGUCUUGGUCUGAGCAGAAAAAAAGAAAGAUACCCCAUUUGCAUGUUGUAAUUUGUAUAACAUAGAAUAGAUUAAAUCUUUUUGCAUAAGCCAAAAUACCAUUAAUAUUUGGCUCACCAG